AGAAGGGGCCUGACUGGUUAAGUGGUGUUUGGUGUGCACAUAGGUGUUCUUUGUGAAAAUCUGUUACUGUCAUUAUUAAACCACAUUCCUAACAUGCUGAUAGAGCAGCAUAUAUUCAAACAUAUGGGAUAAAUGUUUUGAAUAACACUCUAAACAAUUUUCAUCACCACCCUGCUCUACUCCCCAUUUUCCCCAAACUGUUGCAAUAGUAUCUGAUACAGGACCACAGCCCAGCUGACGUUUGCGUGAGAGCAGGAGGAGGCGCCUGUGGUUCUUCAGUAUCCAGCAUCAUUGUGAGAAAAGUUCCAGCAAGUCUCAUCCUCCAAUUCCCGUGAUAUCGAAGACACUCCAUUCUCACCAUGUCGGAGCAGUAUGAGCGGAUUAAACGAGUUUUGCAGAUGCCUGGCCUUCCUGUGAAACUAAACUUUGAAUUGUGAGCGCUUUUUAUUUAUUUUUUUAUGGAGACGCACAUCCUAUGGAUCUUCGUGUCGAAUAAGUUGCACCCAUAAGACAGAAGACAACUUUCUCCAGAACGCGCAAACUGCGGACUGCUGCGGUGCGUUAAUGCGACUUUUCCCCUGCAGCCAAGUUGGAAUAAACAGUUAUAUCAAUUCGUUUUGUUAUUAGGGUUUAGGUAGGCGCUUUAUGGAUGUUUAAUGAGUUCAACACCUGAAAAUCUCGCUUGAUUUUUACCAACUGUGGUGCUACAGCUGAUGCUGAAGCACUCUCCAAACCACAGAGAAAACUGGUGAAACUUGCUGCCCAAGUCAUCGUAUUGAAGUCAUGUCCGACACGGAAACGACCAACAGGUCCUAUCAUAACCCCUCCAUCCUCCACGCGGACUUCAGCCCGCUAAGUGACUUCAUGUUGGAGAAUGAAACCAACUCAACCAUGGGAGAGCGAAACUCGUUUGGAUGCGUCCAGGUCCACGUCCCCCAGGAGCUCUUCCUGGCGCUGGGGCUCAUCAGUCUGGUGGAGAACAUCCUGGUGGUUCUGGCAAUCUACAAGAACCGCAACCUGCACUCGCCCAUGUACUACUUCAUCUGCUGCCUGGCGGUGUCCGACAUGCUGGUCAGCGUCAGCAACGUAAUGGAGACCAUAUUCUUGCUUCUAAACGACAAUGGCUUGAUGGGCAUGCACCCUGGUAUGCUGCGCCACCUGGACAAUGUCAUCGACGUGAUGAUCUGCAGCUCCGUGGUGUCCUCGCUCUCCUUCCUGUGCACCAUCGCCGCGGAUCGCUACAUCACCAUCUUUUACGCGCUGCGCUACCACAGCAUCAUGACCACGCAGCGCGCCGUCAACAUCAUCGCCGUGGUGUGGCUGGCCAGCAUCACCUCCAGCAUCCUCUUCAUCGUUUACCACACCGACAACGCCGUCAUUGUGUGUCUCGUUACCUUCUUCUGCACCACUCUGGUGUUUAACGCCGUGCUGUACCUGCACAUGUUCCUCCUGGCUCACCUGCACUCGCGGCGCAUCGUGGCUUUCCACAAAAGCAGACGUCAAUCCACGAGCAUGAAAGGAGCGAUUACCCUCACCAUACUGCUUGGGGUCUUCAUUAUAUGCUGGGGCCCCUUCUUCCUUCACCUCAUCCUCAUCCUCACCUGCCCCACCAGUCCUUUCUGCAACUGUUUCUUCAGAAACUUUAACCUUUUCCUCAUCCUUAUCAUCUGCAACUCACUCAUCGACCCGCUCAUCUACGCCUACCGGAGCCAGGAGCUGCGUAAAACCCUGCAGGAGCUCGUGCUGUGUUCAUUUUGCUUCGGCGUGUGA
Molecule: messenger RNA, 1770 nt
Organism: Plectropomus leopardus (leopard coralgrouper)
Lineage: Eukaryota; Metazoa; Chordata; Actinopteri; Perciformes; Serranidae
Source: RefSeq, a predicted model, not a curated record